AUGAUCUGUAAUUUGUUUACGAGUACAAUUGCUGCUUAUGGCAGCCUAUCAAAACACGAUCGUAGCAGGAGGGCUCCUAUACCGUGGCUCAUCUUUCCAGCUACAUCUCCCACUCGUGUUAUGUUUAUAGGUGGCAUUGGUUUACCACUAGAGGAUCUCGAAACUGAGGCGGUAACGACAGGCUAUGUCCUCAAGGCAGAAUACUGGCUGCCCGAAACGGCAACUUCGCUUCGAACGCCGACAGCUCUGCCCAUUCACCAGGUGCCCACGUUGGGAUCCGUUGGAGCACGUAGGCAUCGACCCAUGUUCGAGAACUUUCUGGUCGGUGUCGAUGAUUUGGGCAAGAGCACAAGGAAGCUACUAACUAGAACUAAUCAGGUGCUGAGCAGUUACCGCUGGACGGUGUACAGGGGUCUGGAGGGUCUGGCCAAACGUCUGGGCUACCAGGGACGCAUCUGUGUCUUGAAGAGCAUCUGCGAGGUAGCCGAGGAACCCUUUCAUGAAACCAAUGGACUCAUUGCCGAUCUACUGCAUAUACUCCUGACGCCCUCUUCAUCGGUGGAUAAGUUGUCUGAGCAUGCGGAUAAUGAGUACUACUACGCCGAGAAGGUGGGACAAACGGGGGCAGGCUGUGAGCGUGUCUUCAAAGAGUGCAGUCGCAGUUUGUUGCAACACUUUAGUGAACUGAACGACAAUCUGGAAAUGUUAAGUUCUUGGCAAUAAUACGCAGAAUUUUGUAUUCUAGCAAAGUGAAUUUCAAAGAUUUCAAGAAUUUAAAAUUAUUUAAG
Molecule: messenger RNA, 788 nt
Organism: Drosophila grimshawi
Lineage: Eukaryota; Metazoa; Arthropoda; Insecta; Diptera; Drosophilidae
Exons: 3
Coding region: 1-723 (240 amino acids)
Source: RefSeq, a predicted model, not a curated record